Molecule: messenger RNA, 2040 nt
Organism: Aplosporella prunicola CBS 121167
Lineage: Eukaryota; Fungi; Ascomycota; Dothideomycetes; Botryosphaeriales; Aplosporellaceae
Exons: 3
Coding region: 321-1706 (461 amino acids)
Biological process (GO): box C/D snoRNP assembly; regulation of transcription by RNA polymerase II; chromatin remodeling
Cellular component (GO): NuA4 histone acetyltransferase complex; Swr1 complex; R2TP complex
Molecular function (GO): DNA helicase activity; ATP binding; ATP hydrolysis activity
Source: RefSeq, a predicted model, not a curated record
GCGCGGAGCUUCAAAAGCAGACCAACGAAGAUCUCGAGGGCGAGCAAUUCAAGUCGCCUUGGGACGUUUACGACAAUGGUUCAAAGUACCUAACUAGAAUAGAAGUAAAAGAGUACAACCGUAGCGCUAAGAACACUGUCCGCUCGUCUUGGCAGCCAUCGCGUCGCAGACGUUUUGGAGUUCCUCAGUUCCUCCGUGCAACACCAUCUGCGAGCGACAACCACCACAACGCGCUCGCCAUCUCCGCACUCCCCUCGACCCUCGACGCCUUGUUCCCCCGCCGAACCCCCUCGAGACAACCGCUUGCCGCCGCCACCACAAUGGCGCCCGUCCAGAUCAGCGAGGUCAAGGGCAGCAACACGCGCGAGAACCGCACGGCCGCGCACUCGCACAUCCGCGGCCUGGGGCUGCGCAGCGACGGCAUCGCCGACAAGAACAGCUCGGGCUUCGUGGGCCAGACGGCCGCACGAGAGGCGUGCGGCGUCGUCGUCGACCUCAUCCGCGCCAAGAAAAUGGCUGGCCGCGCUGUGCUGCUGGCUGGUGGGCCUGGCACCGGAAAGACGGCGCUCGCUAUGGCUGUCGCGCACGACCUGGGCACCAAGGUCCCGUUUUGCCCGAUUGUGGCUAGCGAGAUUUACUCCGCUGAGGUCAAGAAGACGGAGGCCCUGAUGGAGUGUUUCCGGAGAGCUAUCGGUCUCCGUAUCCGCGAAACGAAGGAAGUCUACGAGGGCGAGGUAACCGAGCUGACGCCCGAAGAGGCCGAGAACCCGCUGGGGGGCUACGGGCGCACAAUCGCGCACCUGAUCAUCGUGCUCAAGUCGGCCAAGGGGACCAAGAAGCUGCGGCUGGACCCGUCCAUCUACGAGGCCAUCCAGAAGGAGCGCGUGCGGCUGGGCGACGUCAUCUACAUCGAAGCCAACACGGGCGCCGUCAAGCGCGUGGGCCGCUCCGACGCCUACGCCACCGAGUUCGACCUCGAGGCCGAGGAGUACGUGCCCGUGCCCAAGGGCGACGUGCACAAGAAGAAGGAGGUCGUCCAGGACGUCACGCUGCAUGAUCUGGAUGUCGCGAAUGCAAGGCCCCAGGGCGGCCAGGACAUUAUGAGCAUGAUGGGCCAGCUGAUGAAGCCGCGCAAGACGGAAAUCACCGAGAAGCUGCGCCAGGAGAUCAACAAGGUCGUCAACAAGUACAUUGACCAGGGCGUGGCAGAGCUUGUUCCGGGCGUGCUGUUCAUCGACGAGGUACACAUGCUCGACCUCGAAUCCUUCACCUACCUCAACCGCGCCCUCGAGUCCACCAUCUCCCCCAUCGUGAUCCUCGCCUCCAACCGCGGGCUCUGCCCCAUCCGCGGCGCCGAAACGACGCUGCCCGCCUCGCCUCACGGGCUCCCCCCCGACCUGCUCGCGCGCCUGCUCAUCGUGCCCACGCACCCCUACCAGCCCGACGAGAUCCGCAGCAUCAUCCGCACGCGCGCCCGCACCGAGGGCCUCAAGAUCGACGAGCCAGCGCUGGAGAAGGUCGGUGAGCUCGGCGUCAAAGUCAGCUUGCGCUAUGCGCUGCAGCUGCUUGCGCCGGCGAGCGUGCUGGCGAAGGUGGGCGGCAGGGAGAUGGUCGCUGUGGCGGAUGUGGAGGAGUGUGAGGGGCUGUUUUUGGAUGCGGGGAGGAGUGCCGGCGUUGUCGGGGGGAGUGGCGCGUUUAUUGCGUAGGAGGGGUUAUGUGGCAUGAGUAAUGCGGUUGGGAUGGUGGUGGGGAGGGAAUGGACUGGACUGGAUGGAUGGAUGGAUGAGAUCGGUAUUACGACGCUGUUGUUGUGAGUGAGUGAGUGAGUGAGUGAGUGGGUGUGAGAGAGAGAGACACGCAGUCGACAUGUACGAGUACCUAAGUAGGUAGGUAUAUUCUUCCACGCGCGCCAGAAAAGACAGGAAUCAAAUCAAUUAAACCGCCAUUAGAACCAAGCCAAGCCAGAGCAGACUUUCAAACCCCCCAUCCACCAUCCAUCAUACCCACCUACCAGCCAGCCUCACUUCCAUUCCAUUUAAC